AUGGCGGAUCCCCUGGGCACCCUUGCAAAUGUGCUCGCGGUCCUCAAACUCGCUGCGGCUGCGACGCAAUACAUCAAGGAGGUGAAGAACGGCUCAUCGGAACGCUUGCGCCUCCGGGAUGAGCUCCGCAGCACCACCUGCCUGCUUGAGAUGCUCAAGGACAGGUUGGAGGAUGGGGAGAGCGCCGAAGACGGCGACGAAGCGUCCCUGAAACCUCCGUCGAUAAGCUCGCUCGCAGCCGAAGAUGGCCCCCUCGCGCUGUUCAAGAGGGUGCUAGAAGACAUCAUCGACAAGCUUGCGCCCAAGGACCGGCUCAGGAGGCUUGCCCAGCCUUUCACUUGGCCGUUCGACAAGAGGGACGUUGCUGAGCUCCUGGCAACUCUCGAGAGACUCAAGAGUCACUUCAACCUGAUCAUGCAAAAUGACCUUGUUGAGCUUGCUAAACUAUCUCACCUGAAGCUGGAUAAUAUCCAGCGGCAGAUCGAAACCGCCACGUCUCGAUCAUUGGACAAUGAGGCCGAGAAAAUCAUCCUUUGGAUCAGCCCGCUGUCAUACCGAGCCCGCCACCUCGACGUCCUCAAUACCGCACGGCCUGGCACUGGCACUUGGUUCCUUCAUCACCCUGUUUUUAACAAGUGGGUCAAUGGCGAGCUCAACGUGCUCUGGUGCCCAGGGAUACCUGGGGCUGGUAAGACGAUACUGGCUUGCCCGUCUAUUAUCAGCUCGCUUGUUAUCGACAAUCUGGAAAGCCACCACGGUUCUGCUACGUCUCUUUGCACCUAUGUGUAUUGCAGCUACGAGAAAAGGCGGGAGCAGACCCCAGUUGCUUUGCUCUCCAGCAUCCUCCAGCAGGUCCUUCAGCAGUCCAGGGCGUCCACCCUCCCGGAGGAGGUGCUUUCGCUAUAUCGGUUGCACAGCAAGCAUGGCACACGCCCCACACUUGCUCAGGUUACGGAAACCCUUCGUGCAGUGACUGCCAGCUUCACGGUGUUUCGUGUCAUUGUUGACGCCCUUGACGAAUGCGCAGAGUCGGACGAUGAUGCGCUCCGUUUCAUCUCGGCCGUACGUUCCUUGGGGCCCUCCGUCAGGCUUCUAUGCACCUCUCGCUUCUCGAGCGUGUUUGAGAGAUACUUUGCGGAAGCCGACAGCAUUGAAAUUUCCGCCCGAAGCGAGGAUAUCAGACUUUAUCUUGAUUCAGAAAUCCAGCAGCACUCCAGGCUUGCGAGACACAUCCACGACGAUCCGGCCCUCAAGCAGGACAUUAUCGACGCCAUCACCGGGGAAUUCCGCGGAAUGUUCUUAUUGGCAAAGCUUCACCUCGAAUCUCUGUCUACGAAGAUCAACCGGAAAGCAGUCCGACUUGCGCUCAAGACACUACCAGCGACCCUCGACGCGACUUACUCUGAGGCUGUGCAGCGCAUACACAAUCAGGCACCAGAUCUUGUCGAGGUCGCAAAGUCUGUCCUGUUUUGGGUGAUAUGUGCCAAACGGCCCCUCACAGUCCUGGAGCUGCGUCAAAUGUACGCCACCUUGGAGCUUCCCGAUCACACGCCUCUGGAGGACGAUGACUUGCCUGACGGCGAGCUACUGACAAGUACGUGUGGCGGUCUUCUCCUGGUGGACGGGGAGGCGCAAACUGUCCGCGUCGUUCACUACACUGCUCAGGAGUAUUUCGAACGAACCCACGUGCAAGAGCUUGAAGCAGCAAGACUAAGCCUGGCCAAUGCCAGUCUUGCUUAUAUCUCCUUGCCAAACUUCUCGGACGGUCCCUGUGCCACUGAUACAGCCAUGGCUCGACGACUUGAGCAGUUCCCGUUUUUGGACUAUGCUUCGAGGUACUGGGGUGUAGAUAUCGGGAGCUUCUCUAGCGCGACUAAUGACCCGGUGUGGGCUAAGCUGGACAGUUUCUUCUCGAAUCAGAGUGCUCACGAAGUCGCAUGGCAGGUGCAAAACCUGCCACGGGUCCGAAAUCAUGCGGGACGCCGCGCUUCGCUGGCCGCUUCGCGCAAAGGCAUGCUCCAGGUCAUCAGACGUCUUGAGGCAGACUACCGAACAGUUGCCGAGAGGCCGUUGCAACGACACACGAGAAUACGAGAGGAGGCAGAGGGUUCGAACUCGACGGUGAAUGGGGUUGCCGUCAGCGAGGAGCACCAGGAGCUCACGGACCCUGCCAGACCGGAAGAAGACGAUGCUCGGGACCUUCCAGAUUGGCUUACAGUCACGAAUGGUUUCUCGAAGCUGUUCGAAUUUGAAGCGACGAUUGGGAAGGGUCACUUUGCGGAAGUGUGCAAGUACCGCAACCGCGUUACGAAGGUGGCGGUCGCGGUCAAAAUAUUCAAAUACAGACCGGAUGCAAAGCUUCCGAGGAUGCCUUACUCAUUACGCAACGAAGUUGAGCUCCUACGGAAGAUGCAGGGAGAGCCUCAUCCUGCGAUUCUGAACCUGAUCGAGGUUUUUCUUGAUUUUACCCGACGGCAACUACUUGUGGUCACGGAGCUUGCCGACGCAGGGGACUUGUUCACGUUGGUGGUUUCGAAAGGAAAGCUGUCCGAGGAGGAAACCCGUAGAGUCUUCGCGCAGCUGUUCUCAGCGGUGGAGUUUCUGCAUGCUCGUGGCUGGGUGCACCGAGACAUCAAGCCUGAGAACAUACUGAUUUUUGACCAAGAGACUUUAUCCAUAAAGCUCGCCGAUUUUGGCCUCGCAAAGGAAUUACCCGUUGAUUCGAGCCGCUGGGCCUACAAUGCAACGUUGUGUGGCACACCAUCCUACGUCGCUCCGGAAGUCUUGGCCGAGUCCCAAACCCGCAAGUGCGGAACCCCUACAGACAUCUGGUCGUGUGGUGUCGUGCUUUAUAUCUGCCUUUGCGGGUUCCCCCCGUUCUCUGCUGAACUCAAAACGGAGGAUUUCCCAUACGAUUUGGGGGAACAGAUCAGGCGGGGUUUAUUUUUCUACCCAUCCCCAUAUUGGGAUCCCAUCAGCGAUCCCGCUCUGGAUCUCAUUGACAACCUGAUAGUCGUGGACAUGGCGCAGCGAUUCUCCGCCAGGCAGUGCCUAGAACACCCGUGGAUGACAAGUACAGGACAUUGA
Thermothelomyces thermophilus ATCC 42464 is the source of this 3087-nucleotide messenger RNA. RefSeq lists its product as uncharacterized. Bases 1 to 3087 code for a protein of 1028 amino acids. The record is from RefSeq and is a predicted model, not a curated record. The transcript is spliced from 8 exons. Gene Ontology annotation, molecular function: protein serine/threonine kinase activity; ATP binding. Gene Ontology annotation, biological process: protein phosphorylation; mitotic DNA damage checkpoint signaling. NCBI's taxonomy places the organism in Eukaryota, Fungi, Ascomycota, Sordariomycetes, Sordariales, Chaetomiaceae. Gene Ontology annotation, cellular component: nucleus.